Messenger RNA from Dreissena polymorpha, 8017 nucleotides. RefSeq names its product calcium/calmodulin-dependent protein kinase type II delta chain-like. The transcript is spliced from 22 exons. NCBI's taxonomy places the organism in Eukaryota, Metazoa, Mollusca, Bivalvia, Myida, Dreissenidae. Gene Ontology annotation, molecular function: ATP binding; calmodulin binding; calcium/calmodulin-dependent protein kinase activity. The coding region runs from base 43 to 1629 and encodes 528 amino acids. Gene Ontology annotation, biological process: protein phosphorylation. The record is from RefSeq and is a predicted model, not a curated record. Gene Ontology annotation, cellular component: neuron projection; cytoplasm.
GCCACGCGUGAGACUGCGAGAAGGCCAUAUUUACGAUUCAACAUGGCCGUUCAGAAUAGUACAACAAAAUUUAGUGAUAUUUACGAUUUGAAAGAGGAAUUAGGAAAGGGUGCUUUUUCUAUAGUACGAAGAUGUGUUCUAAAAUCUACAGGGCAAGAAUUUGCAGCAAAAAUAAUCAACACAAAAAAAUUGUCAGCACGAGAUGUAGCAAUGUGCACCCGAGAAACAGAUCAUCAAAAAUUAGAAAGAGAAGCAAGAAUAUGUAGAUUGUUAAAGCAUCCAAAUAUAGUUCGACUCCAUGACAGUAUACAAGAUGAAGGGUUUCACUACUUAGUUUUUGAUUUAGUGACAGGCGGGGAGUUAUUUGAAGAUAUUGUAGCAAGAGAAUUUUAUAGUGAGGCUGAUGCCAGCCACUGCAUGCAACAAAUCUUGGAGAGUGUAAAUUACUGCCACCUGCAUGGUAUUGUCCACAGAGACUUAAAGCCGGAGAAUUUGCUGUUAGCCAGUAAAGCAAAAGGGGCUGCUGUGAAGUUAGCAGACUUUGGUCUGGCCAUAGAAGUUCAGGGUGACCAGCAGGCAUGGUUUGGGUUUGCGGGCACUCCGGGAUACCUUUCGCCGGAGGUUCUACGCAAAGAUCCGUAUGGGAAACCAGUGGACGUUUGGGCAUGUGGUGUGAUAUUAUAUAUACUGUUGGUCGGCUACCCACCAUUCUGGGAUGAGGACCAGCAUCGCUUGUACGCUCAGAUCAAAGUCGGGGCAUAUGACUACCCGUCACCAGAAUGGGACACCGUUACGCCGGAAGCGAAGAACCUUAUCAACAGCAUGCUUACCGUGAAUCCUUCCAAGCGAAUCACCGCUCAAGAGGCACUGAAGCAUCCAUGGAUCUGUCAGCGUGAGCGUGUUGCUGCUGUGGUACACAGACAAGAAACCGUGGAAUGCUUGAAGAAGUUCAACGCACGCAGAAAACUCAAGGGUGCCAUUCUGACUACCAUGCUGGCUACGCGCAACUUCUCAAGCUUUUUCCAGUCACCUAAAAUUGGAAGCCGCAGCCUGAUGGUUAAGAAAAAUGACGGGAUCAAGGAGUCGACUGACAGCAGUAACACCAUAGAGGAUGAUGCUGAUGAUGCCUCUGCAGUUAAAAGGAGAAAAUCAGAAUUAGACAGGGCAAUCACUCUGACAAGCUUACAACUGAACGAGAUUGCAGACUCGAGCUCUAGUUGCAGGAAGCAGGAGGUCAUCAAACUCACAGAGCAGCUGAUUGCGGCCAUUACCAGUGGGGAUUAUGAAGCUUACACGAAAUUUGUGGAUCCUUCGGUGACUAGUUUUGAGCCUGAAGCCCUGGGCAAUUUAAUUGUCGGGAUGGACUUCCAUAAGUUCUACUUUGACCAUGGUAAAGUGUUAUCUAAGAACACGAGGCCUGUGAACACCAGCAUUCUGAACCCCACGGUUCACAUCCUGAGUGACGAUUCAGCCUGUAUUGCCUACGUUAGACUCACGCAGUUCAUUGAUAAGGAUGGUUUGCCAGUUACUGGACAGACAGAGGAGACAAGGGUGUGGCAGAAGAAGGAUGGAAAGUGGCAGAACGUCCACUUUCACCGCUCUGAGUCGUCCAACACACCCAACAAAUAGAACACUGUUUCAACAGGCAUAGAUUUGAGCGCACGUUUAAUCAGUUUUCGCCAUUUAUUUAGGCGGUUUACUUAACAUAACUUUGAAAAUUAAUGUUUUGCUCAUGCGCAGGCUGGGGAGAGUUUUCAGUGAGGGAGUUUUUUCCUUGUUAGUGAAGAUAGUUAAAAGAAGGACUAUCAAUAAUUUGAAGGAGAAUAUUGAAUGCUCUCCCUUGAUUGGUGACUUGAGAGUGGCUUCCCUUGUUUGUUCCUGGGGUUGUCUGGUGAGUUGGAGAGAUUUUUCAGAUGCUUGGAACGCAAUCCAUUGCAAGCAGGAAAAAAAUCCAAGUAGGCGUAUUUUCUGAUAUGGUUUCUCAGUUGUUUGAAGUUGGAAAUUCUGUCAUAUCAAUUGUCAUGACACGUGUUUUAUGUUUUUCUUGAAGUUUUAAAAUAUAUUAUUAUGUUAUGUACAUUUAUCAUGUAGCCAAUUUAGUUAUUUGAUCUGGUGAGAUAUUACUAAUUUUGAGACAUCUAUCGAUCUUUACUGUUGCAUGUGGGUUAACCACAAAAGUCAUGUUUCCACUUAUUUUUUUAUUUAAGAAUUAAAACAUUUUCUGUGCUAUUUGAUUAUUAAAUUUUUGAUAGUUUUCAAUUUUCUAGACUUGACUGUUCAGAACAAAUUUUCUGGUUCUUUAGGCUGAUUGUUUAUUUCAAUAAUAAUCUUUGCAUAUUUAUUGGAUUUUGACCAAACAUUCCCUGGUAUUUAACUAUUUGUAGCAUUUAUAUAAAUUGUCUUAGAUGUAGAUUUUUGUUACCAGAAUGGUAAAUUUUGUGCAGAUAUUUGAUUAUUUUGAAAUGUUUUGAUGAAAUGAGAGCAUAGUUUAAAAUACAAUUCUUUUUAAUACAGUUUCAUUUUUUUAUUGUAUACUAUUUUACAAUCAUGUCAUGAAUGAAUUGGAUUAAAAAGGGACCUGUUUCUUGUUAUGCAACUUUGCAAUGUCAAGGUCUGUCUCUGUCUUGUCAAAACAGAAACCACUCAGAGAACUUAUUUGAAAAAUUAAUAAACAACAAUCAAACAAAUUCUUGUAAAAUGUAGGAAAUUUUAAGUAAACAAUGUUAACAGACUUAAAGGAGUUUAUUUGGACAAAAGAGAUAAUUAACAUUUGACUGUACUGUAAGAACAUUUACACCAUUAUUAUUUGAAAGGAGAUUUAUAAUAAACAUUGUAGUCAACACGUUUUUACCACUUUCCUAUGGCCCGGUGGGCAUUCACACAACUCCACAGUGUGUUGACUGCUAAUUUUUAGGUUUUAAAAUCGUCAAAAGAUGCAUAUAAUGGCUAUAUUAGACCAUGGUAAAUGUUCAGUAUUACUGUUUCCUCACAAAUAUCAUAACUUAAUCGAAAAUUUGCGAAUCUGAAACAACUUUUUUCAAUUUUGUAAAUUUACCAAAGCGUGAAAAGAUCCCUUUAAUAAGUCAUGUACUUGCAAAGGACAAUUAUUAGUAUCAAGUAGUGUUUUAGCUUUUCUUUUUAGCUUACAAACAAUGUAAGGUAAACAAAAAGUAAGUCAUGUAUUAAUGAUAUUUGUAUUUUCUCUAUGCACAGAAUAUUGCAAUAUUUUUUUAAGCUUUAACAAUCUUUAUGAAGUUGUUUAUUGAUUCUUUAGCUUAUUCUUGAUUAGCUAUUUAAAAAUAGUUUAGGUUUCUUUUCAAGUUACAACAUCAAUAAAGUAAAUGCCAUGCAUUUCUGUGAAUUACAGCACUGUCAUAUUAAUAAGCAUCGUUCUUCUGUAGAUAUGCUCAUUUCAGUUUCAUAUGUCUAAUAACUACACAGGUGCAAAUUGAUAUAUUAAGGCACUUGGCAAAUAAAUUACCCCGGUUAAUUGAUUUCUGUGUAAAUCAAGUAAUUCUAUUGCGCAGAAAAACGGUUUCAGUUUAAAUGUUUUACAAAAUUUGAAAGGCUUUAGACAGUCCAUUUCAAAAUGCCAUUUCCAUUUCCAUCUUUUCUUCUCUAUAUUAAUGUUUGAUGAUUGAUAUCAAACUUUUAAAACCACAGCAGCGUACGAGUAGUUUUAGUUUAUCUUUUGCUUUGAUAUGAAGUAAUAAAGUUCAGACUUUAAUAUGAUAUACAUUGUUCUCUUUGAUACAUUAAAUUGUGCAUGAUCUGUGAAUAUGUUUACUAUCACAGUUUUUUAUUUUGUUGCUUAAAGACAAAUCAGUUCUUGACUUUAUCUGUUUAUAUUACAAUUCAAUGGUUUUGCGUGUAACUAUUCAGGUCCUUUUUCAUUGGAUUAUAUUUCAUUUCAAGUGAAAAGAGUGAAACUAAUGUAUCUCAUUUUGAAUUGUCAAACAGAACAGUUUAACGCUCAACAAUGAUGUGUGUUUCCUUCUUGUGCAUUUAUAUCAUUGCAUAAUUAUAUGUUUCCACUGACAAUUAUAGUAUUGCAUAACAGAUUUUCUCAUUGCAAAACUUGUGUUUUUCUGUUUUUGUUUUUUUCAAGAUUUUUUUAAACAUAGGAGCUUACAUUCAUUAAAGGCAAAUUAGCAUAUGAAAUAUAAAGGUUAUUAUAAAUAAUAAAUAAUUGGCUUAAUUAUGAAAGUAGUAUGUUUUCUUGUUGGUCUUUUAAAAAUGAAGUUACAUUGUAAUGCUAGAAGCAGACAUUGUUGAUUAAACUUGUUUUUCUACAAGCAGGUCCUGAUACAAAUAUUCCUUAAUAAAAAUAUAGAAAUAUUCAUUAAAAAAUAUAAAUAAUUUAUUGCUGUUCUUGAACUUUAGAAUUGUUAGGCAGAUUGUUUUUAAUUAAAUUUAAACUUAAUUAAUCUGUUAGCUAUAUUUUUCUUAGCUUUAAGCAUCCGGUGUUUUGUGUCAGAAAUAUCAUAUUAAAAUCAAAUCUUAAGCCAUAAUUGUUUAUCUUUAGAAUGUUACUUUAACGUAAAUUUAUGUAUAUUCCUCACAGGCUUUAAACUUUCAUUUGACCAGGUAUCAUGCACUAUUAUUUACUGGAAUGUAUUAUGAACCAAAAAAUCAUAUGGUAUGUUACUAUCGGAAAACAUGUGGCAAAAUAUGUUAAUAUUUUAUGGUUGGAAACAUAUUUUAAGAUGUAAUGCUUAAGUUGAGAAGGUUUCUGGAAUUGGGACCCUGGCCCCAGAGCUAUGAACACUUAGUCUUAGACUUAAGUCUCAUCUCAAAAUAUUGACCAAUCAGAAUGCAUGCACCAUUUGAGCCACACUUGUAUUGGUCAAAUAUACGAGAUUGAGUCUGAGAUCGAGCUCAUGAAUGUUAGUAAGAUUGGUUUUCUGGUCUGUGCAUUUUAAAGUGCAAUAUUUUUAUUCAUUGCAAUUUUGUCAACUCAUACCAACUUGAUAUUUGUAAGGGACACUGAUAAAUUGAUCAUCUUCUUUCAAGUUUUUCUCAAUUUGUGUUGUAUUUCUGAUGAAUUUGUUAUUGUUGUUGUUUUUUUCCAUACAGAUAGUUGGUUUUGUCCACAGUAAUUUUUUCAACAAGAAUAAAGUACAUAUACUUUUCGUGCCUAUGGGUGUCACUAAUCUACCCAUCUACCGAAACUUUACCCCAAAAUAAUUGAUUAGGUCCGAUUCAUUUAUGUCAAUGUCUGAAUUACCUCCAUUUUCCGCUGCUUUUAUUUAGUGAACUUGAAAAAGAAAAUAAUAUACCAAUAAAAUCUAACCACAGUGACUGCAUAAUUUUGCUGAGCAUAUUUCAUAUAAAAAUGUAUUAAGUGUUAUGGGAAUAUAUUUUCACUCGAGACUGUUCAUAAAACGUCUGGUGAGCCUUACAUGAAACCAACUAUUUCAAUUGUACUAUCAUGAAAACAUCAGAAAUAAUGCUGUUACAAAAUUAAUUAUGAUUAUAUUAAUAAAUUUACUUAAUUAUUUAUUUUAAAGAUAAUUAUUAAGGUAUUAUAAUGAAGUUUUGUAGGUUUAACUUUUCAAGAUUUCUAUAAUUAACUUUAUUUGGAUUUUAACUUUUAACUUUAAGAUUAUCUUUGCAAAAUAAAAGAAUUUGGAUAAGUGUUUUAAAGUAUAUAUUUGUUACAAUGAGCAUACAUUUUAUUUGUAUGUAUGUGUUAUUGUUUGUAUUAUUACCCUUUGAAAAUAUGCUGUUGGCAUAACAUGUUUGACAUAUUUUUCUUUAUAUUAUAAUAACUAUUAUGCUAUUUUAUUAAUAUUGUUCUAUUUAGCACAUACAUAUAUGAAAUAUACCUUUUUAAGAUGUAAAUUCAUGAAUGUAGUGGGUCCUUGUCAUCUGUUUGAGUGUUACUUGUGUGUUUGUACAACAAAAUGUUGAGCAUAAAUGAUCUUGGCCUGUAUUCACCAACCAAGGCUCAAGAGUGAAGACUAGAACUAGACCUCAUAUAUUGUUCUUCAAGUUUAAACAUAUACAAGAUAGAAAUGGUGCUUAUUUCAUUAACACAUUGUUCCUAGCAAAGAAUAGUGUAAAUUGAUGUAUCAGCUGCCAUGCUUUGCAUAACUUUCAAGAAGCUUAACCCUUUACCACUUAGAUUUUAACGCAUUUGUUACGUCCCUUAGAAAGUUGCAUUUAAUAAAAGGCCUUUCUUUCUAGAUCCAAGUUUUAAAGGUUUCAGUUCCAACCCUAAGAUACUGCAUGAUGAGCAGCAAACAUCAUACAACCUGAACAGACUGCGAGUUACUCAUAGGCUGUUCUGGUUUUAUGCUGUUUGCACAUAGCCAUUUUCACUUAGCUUCUUAGUGGGAAAGGGUUAAGAACAGUGCAGUUAGAAUAUUCUUUAUUUUUAGACUCGAGUAUAAGAAUUGGUUGGUGAAUUUGGGCCAAUGUUUCAUGUCUUUGUCUUUGAUCAAAAACGCUUAUGAUGUGAAGUUAGAAUAAAGCACCAAACAUGGAGUCUGCCUGAAAUGUUACUUGUUCUCUACAUUUAUUCAUCUUAUACAUACAAGUUUGACGGUACUUGAUCAUUUUCCUCUACUCUUCUUAAUAAUUUUUCUAGUGCUUCAAUAUUUUUAUGCUUUUAAACCAGUGUCCAUGAAUCUAUGAACCUCUUCCUAUUUCAUUGUACAAUUUUUCACAAUACAAACAUUCAAACUUCAUUUUUGGCAAACUUUUCUGGCAUCAGAUUCAUACAAUACUGAUGACUUUUACACUUGGAAAAUAAUUCACAUUACAAUUUGUGACACAUAAAGAUAUGUUUAUAUUUUUAUGCUAAAUUGAAGUCAAUUUGUGAACCAAAUAUAGUUUCAUUAAGUACUAAAAGUGGGGCCAAUUUGUAAGUACUAAAAGGGGGUCAGUUUGUUACCUGCAUACAUCGUUUCUACACUAAAUCAAUGUCUAUUUUGUGAACUGUAUGUAAUAGGUCAAUACUAUAUAUGUGACUACUUUUAAACAGUAUGUAAUUUUUCUGUACUUAAUCAGUGUUUUCUGUAUUUGAUGUGGUAUUCUUACUUCACAAAAUAGUGUUGUAAAAAGUGAUCUGAAGUUAUUAUAAAAGUGUAGAUGUUGUGGCUGUUUUAAUAUUAUUUUUCUCUCCGAUUUGUACCUCCGUUUGUAAGAUUCUGUGAACAUUCUCCUGCCUGUCCACUUACCCUCAACAAAAUGAGCCACGCUCUGGGAAAAUGGGGCUUAAAGCGUAUUAGUGAAGAGUCAUCCCAGAUUUGCCCGUGCAAUUCCCACAGGCUAGUCAGAGAUGACAAUAUCUGCUUUAACGGUAUUUUUCUUCUUAAGAAAGUGUCGUCUUCUCUGAUUAGCCUAUGCAGACUGUUCUGUUUUCCAAGACUGAGGCUAAAAAAAAAGCAGAAAACAUUAUAAAACAUGUGUUAACUAAAGAACAUGGUUUUUAUAAAAGUUUCAAUGAAAUUAAAUCUUCAUUUAUAAAUAUGCUAGGUUUAAUGGUGUCAACGUAAGUCAACUAUACUGCAUUGAUUUUUGUAAUCAUGUUAGUAUUAUCUUUCAUGCCAACAAAUCAAAAUUUAAUCUAAUUUUUCAUAACAAUAUUAUUUCUUUUACAAAUCCUUUGCAACCAGUUUUUACCCAUAAAUAAUUUAUAUAAUUUGUUUUAUUAUUUAUUGAUAAAAAUUGAAAGAAACAUAAAACUUAAUCGUGCAGUUAAACUUAAUCGAAACUAAGGUUAUAAACCAGUAGACAAAAAUGUUCACGCAUGCCUUUUGGGGUUUUGUGUGUCAAAGGUUUAUGGCACAGGAUUAUUCAGAGCAGUGCUUUUGUUAACCACCAUGAUUGGUCAACUUUGCUUUUUAUAGACAGUUAUCUACAAGUCAAUGAAGUUGUUUGUAGCCUCAGAUUUGGCGGGAGAAUGUUUCAGUUUCUCAUGACGGGAUCACAUUUGUUGUCUGUCAUUGUAGUGUUUGUUGCAAUGAGUAUUUCUCCAUAACUUUUUCAAUAAAACACAUCUCGAUUAUUA